This is a messenger RNA of Paramacrobiotus metropolitanus, 1214 nucleotides long. Its product is annotated as L-seryl-tRNA(Sec) kinase-like. NCBI's taxonomy places the organism in Eukaryota, Metazoa, Tardigrada, Eutardigrada, Parachela, Macrobiotidae. Gene Ontology annotation, molecular function: tRNA binding; kinase activity. The transcript is spliced from 2 exons. The record is from RefSeq and is a predicted model, not a curated record. The coding region runs from base 165 to 1214 and encodes 349 amino acids.
AAAAAUUUUCAAGUUUUACUUUUAACUUUUAGCUUUUAGGUACGUUUCUGCAGAUUGACUGCUAACCAUAAACUAAUAAACAUAAACAAUUUUGUUUGAUUGAAUAGUUUGCAUAAUUUAGCUCUUUCAUUUUACAAAACGCAUUUGCGGUUUGCCAUUUGUGCAUGAUCGCAAAAGUAGAAACUGCAUCAGCGGUGUUUCGUGUUCUGGGCCAGUUGGCGAAAAUGGAUAUCGUCCUUGUACUUCUGUGUGGGCCUCCCGCAGUUGGGAAAUCGACAUUGGCGAAGGAUAUCUUGACAAAACUUUCUGGACAGUGCGGAAAAACAUCCGUUCUUCCCGUGCAUGCUUAUCAUAUAGAGUACGACAGGCUAAUUCCUGUCAUCCAGCCACUGCAAUGGAAAAGUCAACGCGACAGUGUUGCUCGCGCUAUUGUGGACGUGUGCCAGUUUUUGAAAGUAUCGAGCUCCGAUAAUUCGUCCGUAUCGACCUGUGCGCUUUCUCCGCUCGCACUGAAGAUCAUGGAAGAAACUGACACAGCAGUUACACAUGCAGUUACACAUUUAAGCGAUACUGGGCGAGAGCGGUUAUCGGUAGUUUUCCUUCUCGACGAUAAUUUUUAUUACCGCAGCAUGCGAUACGAUAUCUACAAGCUGGCCGCGGAUCUGCAAGCGAGGUUCGGAGAAGUUUUUGUUAGCACAGCGUCUACGGAAACAGCUCUGGCACGCAAUGUGAUGCGCUCGACUUCGGUCACCGAAAGCACAAUUACUCGAAUGCUCCGUGAAUUUGAGAUGCCAAAUUCAGCCGACAAGUUUUUCGAAAAGAAUUUCACCAGUAUUAUAUCGCCUUGGUCAGUCGAAGAUUUAACCGAUAUUGUACAGUUCAUUGAAGGUUUGUGGAGAGAUCCUCCUGUUCGCAUAAACCGGCACGAAAGGGAUUGCAUUGAACGGGAAACAACUCUCGCACGUGAAGUUACAAAAAAGUCCGUUCUGCACCAAGCAGACUGUAUUUUACGUAAACGGGUUAGCGAAAAAUGUAAUGUGAUUAAUGGCGCAAAAGGAGAAAAUAAUGCGAAACUGAUUGCUUUCGCUAAUUCUUGUAGAAAAUCGAUUUUAAAAAGUCUCGAAAAAUCAGAAUUGGAUUACUUUGCUUUGCAUAUGUGUGAGUUGGAAGAUUUCUUGGUGCAAUCCUUCAAUAAAGCGCAUGAACAAUUUUAG